UCGCAAUUUCAUCGUACACAGAAUCGCCGAGUCCAUCCAAAACGCAUCAUGUCGGACAAGGAAAGUAAGGAAAAGCCCAAGCUAGACCUUGGAUUGCUUGAAGAAGAUGAUGAAUUUGAGGAGUUUCCUGCAGAAGAUUGGGCUGGUAACAAAGAGGACGAAGAGGAGCUAAGCGUGUGGGAAGACAACUGGGAUGACGAUAACGUCGAGGACGAUUUCAACCAACAGCUUCGGGCGCAGUUAGAAAAACAUAAGUGAUUCCCCUUUGCAACAACGUUUCGGCAGAUUUUUUAUAAUAAACAUAAACGUUGUCGGUAGGCCUA
Messenger RNA from Anopheles cruzii, 323 nucleotides. RefSeq names its product 26S proteasome complex subunit SEM1-like. The transcript has 2 exons. The record is from RefSeq and is a predicted model, not a curated record. Lineage: Eukaryota; Metazoa; Arthropoda; Insecta; Diptera; Culicidae. Gene Ontology annotation, cellular component: proteasome regulatory particle, lid subcomplex; proteasome complex. Gene Ontology annotation, biological process: proteasome assembly; mRNA export from nucleus; double-strand break repair via homologous recombination. The coding region runs from base 49 to 258 and encodes 69 amino acids.